GGCCGCACACCAUAUGAGUGCUUCUGGAACUACGUGCCCGACCUCUUGCGUCUGCACCCGUGGGGCUGCGAGGUCCGCGUGCACUCCCCAGGCGGCUCGAAGUCCUCAAGCCGGGCUGUGAUCACUCGCUGGGUCGGCUUUGACGAGGAGACCGAUGCCCACCGCAUCUACUGGCCGGAC
Trametes versicolor FP-101664 SS1 is the source of this 180-nucleotide messenger RNA. RefSeq lists its product as uncharacterized. The annotation marks the transcript as partial. The record is from RefSeq and is a predicted model, not a curated record. The transcript has a single exon. Lineage: Eukaryota; Fungi; Basidiomycota; Agaricomycetes; Polyporales; Polyporaceae.